Oncorhynchus keta (chum salmon) is the source of this 828-nucleotide messenger RNA. Its product is annotated as double-strand-break repair protein rad21 homolog. The transcript has 5 exons. Gene Ontology annotation, molecular function: chromatin binding. The annotation marks the transcript as partial. The record is from RefSeq and is a predicted model, not a curated record. Gene Ontology annotation, biological process: mitotic sister chromatid cohesion; replication-born double-strand break repair via sister chromatid exchange; synaptonemal complex assembly. Lineage: Eukaryota; Metazoa; Chordata; Actinopteri; Salmoniformes; Salmonidae. Gene Ontology annotation, cellular component: synaptonemal complex; cohesin complex.
UGAAGACCAAGGCGAAGAGGAAGAGGAAGCUGAUUGUCGACAACCUGAAAGAGCUGGACAGUAAGUCGAUCCGCGCCCAGCUCAGCGACUACUCGGACAUCGUGACCACGUUGGACCUGGCUCCUCCCACCAAGAAGCUGAUGAUGUGGAAAGAGACCGGAGGAGUGGAGAAACUCUUCUCUCUCCCCGCACAGCCGCUCUGGAACGGCAAACUGCUGAAGGUAAGAGACCGGAGGAGUGGAGAAACUCUUCUCUCUCCCCGCACAGCCGCUCUGGAACGGGAAACUGCUGAAGGUAAGAGACAGGAGGAGAUCAACGCACAGCAAACUGCUGAAGGUAAGAGACAGGAGGAGAUCAACACACAGCAAACUGCUGAAGGUAAGAGACAGGAGGAGAUCAACACACAGCAAACUGCUGAAGGUAAGAGACAGGAGGAGAUCAACGCACAGCAAACUGCUGAAGGUAAGAGACAGGAGGAGAUCAACACACAGCAAACUGCUGAAGGUAAGAGACAGGAGGAGAUCAACGCACAGCAAACUGCUGAAGGUAAGAGACAGGAGGAGAUCAACUCACAGCAAACUGCUGAAGGUAAGAGACAGGAGGAGAUCAACGCACAGCAAACUGCUGAAGGUAAGAGACAGGAGGAGAUCAACGCACAGCAAACUGCUGAAGGUAAGAGACAGGAGGAGAUCAACUCACAGCAAACUGCUGAAGGUAAGAGACAGGAGGAGAUCAACGCACAGACGUGAACACACACACACAGACGUGAACACACACACACACAGACGUGAACACACACACACACACAGACGUGAACACACACACACA